CUCAUCCCUCCUCUCAAUUAAUUAAAUUCCACUAAUAACUGUCUUAAUUUUUGUCCUUCGCAUGGAUCCCCGAGAUUAUUGACCCUGCGAUUAUUAUUUUUCCCAGGGUGUCGGGGUAUUUUUGACAGUUGUUCGUAAUUUAAUAUCAAGUACCCCAGCAAGAGCGAGAGGGAUAACUCGACAGUGUUGCCAACAAUGAGCAAUUAUUGUUUUUUCACCUCUCACUUCACUCCGAAAUAAAGGACCUCUGAGAGAAAUGUCAGGUUGAGUUUUUGUUCUUCUCUUGUUCUGCUGUUCUGUUUGAGAUGUCACGCGAUCGAUCUCAACAGGCGUGCAAAGAGAUUGUUGUCAUCUCAGGAGAUAUAUCAACACGAUCCACGUGAUUUACCAGUGAAUUAUGAUUCAUGAAUAAAUGAACGAUGGCUGACGUUCGACUACUGAUCCAGGAAGAGGGUAGAGCAGCUAGAAAUUUGGUAGCAUUCAAUGUUCCAAUGGGAUCAUCAACUCCAGAGAGAGUCACUCGAAAGCCACCAAGCAUCCCUCGAGUUACAAACUCAUCGAUAAAAAGGAGUAUAAAGAAUACAACACGAGUGCGAUCAGCAUCCACAGGACGAGAUAAAAAAUCGGAGCUCCAGGCACGAUACUGGGCCUUCCUCUUCGGGAACCUCCAGAGAGCAGUAGACGGUAUCUAUCAGACGUGCGAAGAAGAUGAAAACAUAUCAGAAUGCAAAGAAGUGAUUCUGGUCCUUGAGAAUUAUACCAGGGACUUUCACAAUCUCAUCGAGUGGUUCAAAGUCAAGUGGGCGUACGAGAAUUCCCCUCCACCCCUGAGGAGGAACCCCCUAGCCUGGGAGGUUCGUAAGACCUCGCCAUGUAGAAUGUGGAAUCCCAAAUGUUCAAGUCCCUCCCAGAGGCUGAGUCCAACCUGCAGGAGUCCAGACGAUACAAUAAUUGAAAAUCGAAUAUCUGGAAUGGAGAAGAGAGAGUCAUUAAAUCCCUCGGACCACAAACGCAUGAAGGAUAAUAGAAAUGUCUCGAAGAAAGAUCCCAACAAACACUUGAAGGAUAAAACCUCUAAUUCAGUCACCAAAGAUUCUGAUAAAUUGACUAUCAGGGAGAAAUCCACGUUGUCGAAGAUAUCAGGGAGACCUCCAGUGAAGCCUUCCACCACCAGGGCAAACACCAGUGUCUCGAUAACUCGAAAGAGCUUCAGUGAGAUUCACCAACGUGAUGCCAAAAAUAAUAGUAUCAAUAAGGAGAACAGGGAGACAGAGAGGAACAGUGGAGAGAUGAAAAACAGUAAUAUUGAACUCAGACGAUCGUCCAACAACGUCUCGGAAAUUGAGAGGCUGAAGAACAAGGCAAACGGUACUUUAUCAGAGAUAAUCAGGGCAGAUAACAACGAGCAGUCAAACAAGUACACCCCGAAGACACCAUCAAGGGUGUCGAGAACAUCCUCUUCUACAGCUUGCCCCAGUUACUCAACUCUCACGAGAACUCCAAGGGCUGGUAAUCCUCUUCCAGGAUCAGAGACACCCAGAAUGGUACGGAGUAAGACAACUCUGAGUCCUAGAGAGGUAUCGAGUGUCAACAAGGUUCGUCCUGGGUCGUCAGUGAUGGUGCGGAGGCGUCCAGGAGAGUCCAAGGUGAAUUUAAAGUCUCAGGACGCCACUGAGAUAAAGGGAUCGGUUGAGGUACUCACUGAGGGUAAAUCAAGGAGACCCUCGGAGGAUCCUGACGGCUGGCAGACAGUGCGAUCCAGGUGUCGACGAGGCAGUUCCCACAGUUUAAACAUGUCUACCAGGUUUCACCGACCAACGACAGCCACUUCUCUACCUGCCUUGUCCAUCGAGAGUUCUACUGAUCGAAAAAAGAAUAACCGUGAACUGGCUCUUGACAAUAAAUCAGAUCUUGGGGAGACUGUAAUAGUCAAUAUUGAGAUGGAAAAAUCAGAGACCAGAAACAAGAAUAGAACAAAUCCACUGGAUGAUGAAUUGAAAAAGGAAAAUUUAACUCCCAAUGUCGCCUGUGAUACAAACUCAACGUCAAUGAUAGCAGCAGUAUUUAAAAAUGAAGCUGAUCUGCUAGAUAAGAAAAUCCAGCUGUUUAUGGCAGCUCAGGCAGAGAGGGAGAGGAUCAUCCUCGAGGAGGAACGCAAAACAGAGGAAGCUGACUCUCAGAGAUCCCAACAGCUCUCAGAUGAGGAAGCUUCUCUACAACGUCAAAUUCAGGAGCUCGAAUCCACUGAAAUUGAUAUUGACACUGAGACCGAUGAAACUGAUGGAGAGAUGGUUCUUGAGAUUGAAGAGCGAGAGGAAAUCCUGGAGAAUGAGGUAAUCGAUGAUAUAAGCCUUGAGGAUCGUUACGAGAACAUGUUGGAGGGUAUGUCUUGGGCAGAACGAGUGGAUACACUGGCGCAAUUGAAGGCUCUGGUUGCUCGGCAUCCUGGAAGGGCUCUCGAGCUUCACCAAAAGCUCUCCUCACCCUCUCGAAAACGGUCAUUGCCAGAAGCUCUAAGAAGAUAUCAAGCGAAACAAGCAUGUGCUGAGCACAAACGCCAGAAAUUAUUGCUCGAGAAAUCCCAACGACUCCGUGAUCUUUUGAAUAAAGUGGAGGAUGUUAAAAGAGCGAAGAACCAAUUGACUGAGGAUAAACGAGUUCGAAUGGAGAUGAAGCUAAAACGAGCUGAAGAGAACAGGAGUCAACACCUAUUGGAAGUUGUGAGAAAGGCGCAUGAUGAGGAUUCCAAGCUGAAGGAAAUAGCUUUUAUAAACGAGCUAGAAGCCCAGAAUAAGCGCCACGACUUUAUGGCUUUGUGUCAGGAGCAGGAGGAACGCCUUCAGGGAAUACAGGAGGAGCGACAAAGGCGCCAGGAGGAGAAAGCAGCUAAAGAGGCUGCAGCUGAGGAGAGAAGGAGAGCCCUGGAGGCUGAGAGACAGCUGAGAAUUCAGAAAAUGAGACAGACGAGGAGAGAGCGAGAGGAGAGGGUGGGCAAAAUGCAGCUUGAGAGGGAGAAAGAACGCCAGGAGUUGGCCAGAGAAAAAGCGAGAGACAGGGAGGAGAGGCUGAGUGCUCUACAUGCUGCCCAAUUGGCUAAUCAGGAGGAAUUACAGAAGAAGAUUGCUCAGAAGCAGCAGGAGUCUGCCAGGAGGCACGUCGAGAAUAUCGAGCAUAUCAGACAGAGAGCUGUUGAAUCCUCGAUCCUCAGAAAUGAGGAAAUCCCUCCAACCUUAAAAUCCUACCCUGCACCAAAACAAUGCGCACUGUGCGGCAUUCAAAUACCUAAUGAACUCAGUCUCCUCAGUCAUCUCAAAGGAAAAGGUCAUUUAGACCUCGUGAAGAAAAUGCACGAUGGCAGGGAGGCGUCCAGGGACGAUCUCCAGAGGUUCAAUAUCACUCAGAUCAGGGAUGUGGCUGUGGUCUCUGCUGGGGAUGACAGAGCAUCCAAGGAGAAGCAAAAAGCUCUGAAGAGACGCUCCAGAAAACUCAAGCAGAAGAUGAGCGCCAGGGGACAGGAGUGGGAGAACUCUCAGGGGGAUUGUGGUCAGGUCGAGUCCAGUAAUAAAGCCAAAUUCAGAAGAAAUUUGAAGGAGCUGGAGAGAUUGAGCUGCAAUCAUGUAAAAAACAGCUGGUCCAAUGUAGCGGCCGCUGGACUCGAACGCUGUCUUGGGGAAAUCGGCAGGAUCCUCAAUAAGGCAUGUCCUCAGGAUCCCGAAGCUUUUAAAUCACUUGCCGGCUUCGAGACCUUCACCAAUUUGCUCCAGCUCGGGAUCAAUGUGCAGAGCAAUUCCCAGGGAUUACCCAAUAAGAACAUUGUUUCCAUUUGUAGAGUCUACAAAUGCGCAAUUAAUGAUCACGCGGAGACAACCGAAGCGAUUGUACUUAGCAAUAAAAUUCUGGUGAUACUUGAUCUUCUGCUCCAGCGAUUUGAGGCAGUGGCGAUUUUGGAAGAUUCAGCUCAAGCCCAGGAGACAUCAGCAACAACAAAUGGUAAUGGUAGCGUUAUCACAGCAGUGCUGCAAUUGCUCUGCUGUCUAAUUCCAGAAGUGCCUUUCGAUAAAGCUGCUCUACACUCCCGCAUCAACGACAUCAUCGGAUUUUUAGUGACUGGUGGUUUGAUCGAGCGAAUUACACGCCACCAUCGUGCCCUCAUCGAGACAGACUUCUUCCUGGAUCAGGAGCACGAGUCCCAAAUUAUUCUAUCGUCGUACGAUUUAUUGCAUCGAUUGUGCAUUCAUUUGAAACGAAACCAAGAUUAUUCAAAUUCUAAUCAUGAAUCCGAGCAAAUAACUGUUGAUUCCCACUUACUCGGGUGUCUGUUGGCGAGUGAAGCUGCUGGUACCGUUGGUUGUCUGUAUGCAACAUUUGCCCUACCUCAUCAGAAGUGCUCUUCACCCACUCCAGGACAGAGUCAAUUUACAUCUUAUGGCAGACUACUGGCUCUACGGGGACUCAAAUUACUGAGAACUAUAGGCCAAGUUGAUCUACAAACACUACAGAAUUUAUUAGGCGCAGAAGGUACCAAUCUCCAAUGGAGAUUAAUAGCAAGUCAUUUGAUCACAAGAUUCCAACGAGAGCCCCUAGCCGAGUCGAAAGAGAAUCAAUCCACCCAGACAUCACCAACAGCCAUAACCAUUCUCUCCGAGCUAUUCACUGUCCUUGGCUACUUCGCCGUCAACAACAUCGACAAUCAGUUGGUUCUACAAACUGCGGGCGCUGGCCCCAGUGUACUUCAGCAUCUCUGCACAUUGCCAUUUCCUUUUUAUGGUGAUCCCAAAUUGGCACCCUUUACCCUUCCAACCCUUCUGGCUGCAACCCACGAGAAUAGCGCUGCCACUGCUGUCUUAUCAUGCGAAAUGUCUUAUCAGCUUCUGGAGGAAUACAAAAAGUCCGAAAAAGGUCAGCAACAUCCACUCAUUCGUCUUCUAAAAGAGUCAUCGUGCAAAUGAAUUUCAUUACAUCAAACUCCAGAAGAGUAACAAGCUUGCCAAAUAAUGUACGUUCAAUUUACCGAGACACCCUAUCAUUAUUUCUUAUAAUUUAUAUGAGUUACCGUCUGAAUGUGAUUUUUAUUGAACAUAUUCUCUGAUUUGUUCCAUUAUGUCUAACGUUUUGUUUCUCCGUCUGGGGUUGUAAAAUUCACCCGGAGUUGUAAAUAUUUAUUGUAUUGUAAUUUAUUAACGGUUUAAUCGAGUUUGAUAGGAUUAAUUAUUAUUUUUCUUUUUUUUUUUCGCGCAACAACCGUUGCAGCGAUAGUGCAAUGUCCUGCCAAUGCAAUUUGUACCCAUGGUAUUACUUAAUCAUACACAUACUUGAUAACAAUUACGAUGAUAACAACGACGUGAGGCCACGGUAGGAGUCAUAAAUGUCUUACUUGGCCCGACUAUCCGUCGUUUUCAUUUUUAUAACUCUAGGUUUAUUAGUUGCGGCGCUCUUUUCUGAUGGAAUAAUGUCAUUUACGUAUUAGAAAUCAUCGAUCUGUCGAUCAUCAGUUAUUCGCCCAUUCGUGGAUGCACUUUAGAAAAUUGAAAGAAUAGACGAGAAUAGAAAAUAUCUCAACCUAGAAGUGACAGAUUCUGUCGAGUCCAUUCAGUGUCCGUUGCAAUCACGGAAACGUAUUUUUGUAUGAAUAGUUAUCGAAUUAAUUAAGUAAUCCGUAAUUUUUUUCAAUUCACAGAAAUAAUUUAACUGUUUUUCCGAAUUAUUGGUGUUCUCUGAGCUGCAGUGAUCUGCAUACGAAAAAUAUUUAAAAAAUAUUCUGUUUUCUUGUGCGCAUCUCACUGUUACACGAAAAAUUCAGUUAACUCAGUGAAAAAUAAAUUUCCCUGCACCAGCGAAAACCGUAAAGAAUGAAAUUCCGUCGCAACGGUGACUUAACAAUAAUGUAUACAACAUAGGAAUUAAUAAAUACUGUUUUUCCUCCGUUUUCUGUAAACACUGGGGUUUUCAAGGAAAUUGGAGAGACUAGUCAGCGAGGAAAACAAAUAA
Fopius arisanus is the source of this 5988-nucleotide messenger RNA. It is a transcript of the gene ssp3, whose product is annotated as short spindle 3. The record is from RefSeq and is a predicted model, not a curated record. Lineage: Eukaryota; Metazoa; Arthropoda; Insecta; Hymenoptera; Braconidae. The transcript has 8 exons. The coding region runs from base 420 to 4949 and encodes 1509 amino acids.